AUGAUCGGCAUAGUUAUACUCAUUGCUUUGGUGUCUUAUUUUGUGGCGCGGGCAUACAAAAAUGCGUACAAGAGAUUUGACAACUUCCCUCCAGGGCCACCAAGUCUACCGGUGUACGGGGCUUAUUGGAUAGUCCUGGCCAGCGAAUACAACAACCUGGCAGCAGCUUUCAAGAAGCUGGGGCAAUGGUACAAGACAAAGAUGGUGGGACUCUACCUCGGGCCAGUCCCGUCGGUCAUCGUCAACGAUUCUGCGAUGGUGAAGGAGAUGUUGAACUCCGAAGACUUCGAUGGACGAAUGGACAUCAUUAUUGGGAGACUGCGGUCUUACUGGAAGAAACUGGGUAUAUUCUUCACGGAUGGAUACUUCUGGCACGUCCAGCGUCGGUUCUCGCUGCGGUACCUUCGGGACUACGGAUUCGGGAGACGGGACAGCAACCUAGAAACUGUGGUGGAAGGAGAGAUCAAGGAGAUGCUCGACAUGACCCUCAACGGACCAAAAUACCCUGCUGAAGAGAAAAUAGUGAAAGGUGAUCUGAUCUACUUGCCGCACUACUUCGCGGUGCCGUUCAUCAACGGCAUGCUCCAUGUCCUCAGCAGAAUGACCCUGCCCAGGGCAGAGUACGAUAGGCUCUGGGACCUGGCCAGACAUGUUCUGAUGUUCCAAAGGGGCUCCAACGAUUUGGGGGGCGCCAUCACAUUCACGCCGUGGAUCAAAGACCUCCUGCCCAACUUCAGUGGUUACGCCGGCAUGAGGAAGGGAAACCAGAAUCUGUUGGAGUUCUUCGAGAAAUUAGUCGAGGAAGUGAUGAAAACACAAGAGGACUCGCACAGUCGUCAUUUCCUGGAUAUGUACAUCAAGAAGAUGAAUGAAGAAAUUAAGGAACAUGGAAAAUCCACAUUUUCUGUGGACCAACUGGUCCUGACCUGCGCCGACUACAUGUUCCCGACGGCGACGGCUACGGAGUCGACGUUGACGAUGCUGAUCGAGCAGAUAUUGUUGAAUCCGGGGAUCCAGGAGCGGGUGCACGAGGAGAUCGACCGCGUGGUGGGCAAGGGCCGGCUGCCGACCCUCGACGACCGACGCAAUAUGCCGUACACUGAGGCUUGUCUCCGAGAGAUUAUGAGGUACGAGACCCUUGUGCCCCUGGGUGUCCCGCACCGCGCUAUCAGAGAUGUCAAGUUCCAUGGCUACGAUAUCCCUGAGAACACAUUGGUGAGUGCCAACUUGACAAUGUUGAACAUGGACGAGAAGAUAUGGGGCGACCCGACGGUCUUCAGGCCUGAACGGUUCAUUACCAAUGGACAACUCGACCUUUCCAAGGACAAAUCACUGCCAUUCGGAGCUGGCAGGCGACUUUGUGCUGGGGAGACAUAUGCGCGGCAGACUUUAUUCCAGGUGUUUGCUGCGUUUAUGCAAGCCUUCAGCGUGUCCACGGCUGACGGCCGCCCCCUGACCAAGCCUUCCAAGAGGAUCCAAGGCAUCAUUACCACUAUACCUGAGUUCUGGGUUCGAGUCACGCCUAGACGUUAACACUUCUUAAGAGUCAAUGUUACAGAGACAUUGAUUGAUUGAGUUUGAAUAAGCUUUGGUAAAAAUAAGUUCGUUAGGACUUCGGAUUUAACUGAAGAACUUAACUAAGUAUUCAGUGUCUGAAUACUACAAAGCUACAAAAUAUAGAUUAAGUAUAAUUAAAUAAAAAAUACUAGACUGAUUUCGCGCGCAAAGAUAAAAGAACUGGAACUUUUAAUUUAAUUUGAUUUGAACCUGAAAAUAAUUCAUAGAUAAUACUGAUGCCCGCCUAAAAUUCGCUUCUGACGCCCUUUUAAAGUCCUAAGUGGAGAUACUAUUGUACAAUUUUACUGUACAAUUUUAUAUGGGCAUUACAAAAUCAACACAGAGUAACCAACAAAUGGAUUGAAAGCACGUUGUAUCCAACUAUUUAUAUGUCGUUUGACUUGUUUCAACUUAUAAAAUUAAGGGUUCAGCAAAAUAUGUGAUGCAAAAUGUGAUAAAAUUGAAUAUUCAUAAGUGCUACUUUUAUAAAGGUUUCUAUGCCUACGCAACUACUUUAUAAUGUAGAUUAGGUAUUGUUUAUAUUGUGUUUAUCACUUUCAUACCCGAAUCCCGAUUGUAUAAUCAGCAGACUAUA
This is a messenger RNA of Ostrinia furnacalis (Asian corn borer), 2152 nucleotides long. Its product is annotated as probable cytochrome P450 304a1. Gene Ontology annotation, biological process: xenobiotic metabolic process. Gene Ontology annotation, molecular function: steroid hydroxylase activity; oxidoreductase activity, acting on paired donors, with incorporation or reduction of molecular oxygen, reduced flavin or flavoprotein as one donor, and incorporation of one atom of oxygen; iron ion binding. Lineage: Eukaryota; Metazoa; Arthropoda; Insecta; Lepidoptera; Crambidae. Gene Ontology annotation, cellular component: cytoplasm; intracellular membrane-bounded organelle. The transcript has 10 exons. The record is from RefSeq and is a predicted model, not a curated record. Bases 1 to 1533 code for a protein of 510 amino acids.